This is a messenger RNA of Cherax quadricarinatus, 4169 nucleotides long. The record is from RefSeq and is a predicted model, not a curated record. Lineage: Eukaryota; Metazoa; Arthropoda; Malacostraca; Decapoda; Parastacidae.
AUGUGGUAUUUACCUGUAAACGUGGUUGAAGAAGUCGAGGGAGUGUCUGGUCAAGCUGCCCGUCUACCCUGCAAUAUGUCGGUCCUAACUGGUGACACUGUCUACCUUGUACUCUGGUUUAAGGAAGGUCUAACCACUCCUAUAUAUAGUUACGACGUGAGAGAGCUCCUAGGAGGCCAGCCCAAGCACUGGUGGGAUGCUGAUCUCCUGGGAUCAAGAGCUUUCUUCAACGCCGGUUCCUCACCCUCCCACCUCCUCCUCCAAGGUCUGGCCGAGGAUGAUGCUGGGCUUUAUAAGUGCCGGGUUGACUUCCAGCGAGCGCCCACCAGGAAUACCCGUAUUAACCUUACUGUAGUCGUACCACCACGUCGCCUGGUGCUAGUAGAAGAGAGUGGAGCAGAGGUUAGGAGCUACGUUGGUCCAAUUAACGAAGGAGAUGACCUUCAUCUCACCUGUAUAGCGUACAGCGGUCGUCCUGCGCCCAGUGUCGUCUGGUUACUGAACGACAAUGUUAUAGAUGAUGUUAUUGAAACUCGUGAGGGUGACGAGACUCGUAACGACCUGAGAAUCACAGGUGUGACCAGGUCGUUAUUAAGGUCACAGCUCACCUGUAGAGCUUCCAAUACACAGGUAUCACCGCCCAUAGCUACCACCGUCACCAUAGACAUGAAUCUACGGCCGUUGGACGUGGUCAUACAUCAUCCCCGAGAGCCGCUAUCCGCUGGUCGGACUUACGAGGUGUUGUGCUCAUCUAGGGGGUCGCGGCCCCCCGCGGUUCUUACCUGGUGGUGGGGGUCGUCCAGAGUGCCAGCUGCUGAUGACACGACGUCUCACGGGGGAAAUGUAUCGACGUCUAUGGCACGUCUGACGCCCAACGCCUCAGACGACGGCAGACUGCUGGCGUGUCGAGCAGAGAAUCGUAAUGUACCGACGGCCGUAAUUGAAGAUACAUGGAAGCUAAGUGUUUAUUACGCACCUACAGCGGAGGCAGUGUUAGGUGCCUCUCUAAAUCCAAGGAACAUAAGAGAAGGAGAUGACGUGUAUUUCGAGUGUCGUGUCGAAGCCAAUCCUCGAGCAUACAAGGUUGUAUGGAAGCAUAAUGGUGUGGUAGUGCGUCAGGAGAAAGAAGGAGGAGUACUGCUGACGAACAGGAGCCUGGUGGUGCAGGAGGUGACCAGGGCACAUGCUGGACGGUACACCUGUCAAGCUAGUAAUGUGGAGGGAGAUUCCACAUCCUCACCUGUCACCCUGGCUGUUCAGUAUGCGCCUCUCUGCCGCCCGGGUCAGGCCACUGUCUACGGCGUCUCGAAAUUGGAAGAUGCUCAGGUGACAUGCCAGGUGGAUGCUGUGCCUCAGGUGACGAGGUUCUACUGGACGUUCAAUAACACGGCGGAGAGCCUGGAGGUUCCUCAGGAAAAAUUCACAGUUGGUCUUGGAGGUCGCAGUGUUGUGAUCUACACUCCGAUGUCGGACCUGGACUAUGGUACCCUGAUGUGCUCUUCGGAGAAUAUGGUCGGCAGACAGACUGUUCCCUGUGUCUUCCAGAUUAUCCCUGCCACACAGCCUCAGGCGCCCACCAACUGCUCCCUCUUCAACGUCUCUGCCAGCGGUCUUACCGUGGCUUGUGACCCUGGCUUUGACGGUGGCUUGAACCAGACCUUCGCUAUGGAGGUCUACGGUACCAACCCACACACGCUCAAAGCCAACAUCACCUCUAAGAUACCCAGGUUCGUGGUGACGGGUCUGGAUAACGAGUCGGAAUUCCAACUGAUCGUGUACGCUGGUAAUGCCAAGGGUAGAAGUGGAAUUACCAGACUAGUGGCACUCACGCAGAAGCUGCCGGUCAAGCAACUAGAGACGCGUCUAGGCAGUGGUGGCUCUGCUGGAGUGUCUCCCGACGCCCUGGCUGUAGAAGUCACACCCCUGCUGGGAGUCCUCGCAGGGAUCAUCCUGGUUCUCGCAGUCAUCGCUCUAGUCAUCAUAAUUAUCCUAAGGACUCAGUGUAGUACAGCAGCCAGGCGUCACCAAGCUCAGGGAACCAACAGCAGCAGCACCAGCAGCGACAUGCAACAGCGACAGCAACAACAGCAGCAGCAGCAGCAUCAGCAGUAUCUCAAACAGCCUCUGGGGGUGCUGAAGAAAGGGCGAGGGAGCCAGCCAGAGGUUCAUGAUCCAGGGGAUGACCCACACGAGUGCUACACAGAGCACCAGCAUCACCAUCCUGACGAUCAGAGUCCUGAUGUGGUGGCUUGCAGUGGAGCCGCUGUAACACUGCAACAAUCUCCAACUCUGCCCCAACACAGCCAGCAGUGCCAGCAGCAACAGCAGCAUCACUUAUCACCGUCACUGACUCAAAUAUCACCUGACCCGCAUCACUACACACUGCCUCUCUCAGCUCACAGGGACCAUGAGCUGAGACACACUCACCUACUCAGACAAUCUACCUAUUCCACCUCUCCUAGAGUGUGCGGGAACGCUAACAUCGAAGUACACUUCGGUGAGGGCCCCAGCGAGAGCAAUCCUCCACCUGCUCCAGCGCCAGAUGAUGUCCCAGCACCUAUUCUUUACGCUGGGGAUGGGUCUUCCCAGCCUGUGGGUGUAGGAGCAGGUCUUCCUAGGAUACCAGAGGAUCCUGAGAGUCCUACUUCGGCCAGAAGAGAGAGUGCAGUGUGAGCCAGGCUUAACUUAGUCAAUGAACCUUCUUAAAUAAUAUUUAUAAAACGGAUUUAUACUGGGGUCACCUUUUGUACGAACCUCCUAAGCCAAGUGUAUCCUAUCGGAGUAAAGGAAUAUUGUAUAUGUGUGUGUACAUAUGUAAAGUUACUAAGUAAUGGGGAUGAUACGGAAUCUGUUGAACCGAGAUUGCCAUUUACAUAGCAUGGCUUGUUGGACAUUUAUCAAAUUCCCACCUUUUUUAAACUUUAUCGUGUGUCAGAUUUAGCCAAAAAGUAAGAUUCAUACUGAAUAAUCAUUACCUUGUGAUACCUAAUCUGUGUUUAAGAUUAAUCAGGGGAAAUAAUGCAUUUGUAUUGUUUGUAUUUGUGGCUGGAUGUCUGCUUACAAGGUUUGGGAAAGCCAGAGCCUUGGAAGCCGACCUCAGUCUAAUGACUUUAACUGAAACUGGAAAACUAGCCUCAGUCCAAUGGAAUUAGGAAAAAGUAGUGGAUAAACAGUGAAAAUAAAUAAAAUCUUGGUAUAUAAUAUUAUGAGCGUUUGUUUUAUGGGUGAAGAAUGUAACCACGAUACUCCAGCAGAUUCUUGAUCACUGAGCGGAUCCUUAUGUGACAAAUAUUCCCUUCAGAAGGCACUUGUCCUUUUUCCUGACAAAUAAAACAACCACGUACAACUCCAGCCCAGUGCGUAAGCCACUGGUCACAGUUGUGGCCCAUGCUAACCUUCCUAUGGUGUAUAAACAUACCUAGAUGGAUGAAUCUUAUUGUAUCAAGCUGGCCCAGUGAUUUACGCACUGGCCCGGAGUUUUACGACUCUCUCGCCACGAGUUCAAUCUCAACCCGUAUCGUGAUUUAUUUACAGUCGUGUUAUUACGAUUUCGUGAGUCAAGAUCACACACUAUUAUACCCUGUGACAACAAACUACUUAAUAUAACGUAUUGUGAACCAUCAACGAUAGGCUGUGUAUAAUCAUACACUUUCUGAGAGAAGAGAGACAAUUUAUCAAAAUACUGACGAGGAAAACUGACGAGAAAUAAUUUGCACAUGUCCUUAAAAUUCAUCUCAAAAACCAAAAUCACUUCAAAACUAAACAGACUCACGAAAAUAGCCAGAUUCGUGCAUGCUAGUUUUUCUUCCAUGUGUUAGAUAUUUUCAACUAGCACUAGCCUAAAAAUGGAAUCUAACCUACCUAAAAUUUACAAAAUAUAUUCAUAUGCUUAUUUAAAAAUUUCCGAAUGAAAAUUUGGCCUGUGAUUCAUCUGAGAACGAUAAAUUCUAGGAAGGGUCAAUGUUCCCAGGCUAAUGAUAAGCCUAUACCUCCAGGCAGAUGACAAGCCUAUUCCUCCAGGCAGAUGAUAAGCCUAUACCUCCAGACAGAUGAUAAGCCUAUUCCUCCAGGCAGAUGAUAAGCCUAUACCUCCAGGUAGAUGAUAAGCCUAUACCUCCAGGCAGAUGAUAAGCCUAUACCUCCAGGCAGAUGAUAAGCCUAUGCCUCCA